AUGACCACCAUGAAGCUAAUAGCAUCACUCCCUCCUGGCUGUCUCCUGCAAGUGGUUCCGUGCCUUAGAAUCGCCGCUUUUAAUAUCAAGACCUUUGGUGAGACCAAGAUGUCUAAUGACACCGUCUCUGACUAUAUUGUGAUGAUCCUGAAUCAGUAUGAUAUUGCUCUCGUCCAGGAGGUGAGAGACAGCCAUCUGACAGCUGUGGGGAAACUGCUGGAUAAACUCAACAGUGACUCAGCAGAUGCCUAUCAUUUUGUGGUCAGUGAGCCUCUAGGGCGGAACAGUUAUAAAGAACGCUAUCUCUUUGUAUUCAGACCUGACAAAGUGUCUGUCCUAGACAGCUAUUAUUAUGACGACGGCUGUGAACCCUGUGGAAAUGACACCUUCAGCCGGGAGCCUGCCAUUGUCAAAUUCUCCUCUCCAACUACAGAGGUGAGCGAGUUCGUCAUCGUACCUCUGCAUGCAGCCCCAAGUGAUGCUGUGGCUGAGAUUGAUGCACUCUAUGAUGUCUACCUAGACGUCCGCGAAAAAUGGAACACAGAGGACAUUAUGUUCAUGGGAGACUUCAAUGCUGGGUGUAGCUAUGUCACUGCUUCCCAGUGGUCGUCUAUCCGUCUGCGCACUGACCCAACAUUCGAGUGGCUAAUUCCUGACACUGCAGACACCACUGCGACAACUACAAACUGUGCUUAUGACAGGAUUGUAGUCUCUGGAACUAAGCUACAAAGUGCCAUCGUGCCUGGGUCGGCCACCACAUUUGAUUUCCAGGCAGCAUACAAUUUGAGUUAUGAAAUGGCUCUAGCCAUCAGCGACCAUUAUCCUGUGGAAGUGACACUGAAGAAAGCCUGA
Trichosurus vulpecula (common brushtail) is the source of this 852-nucleotide messenger RNA. RefSeq names its product deoxyribonuclease 1 (gene DNASE1). Gene Ontology annotation, molecular function: DNA nuclease activity. Lineage: Eukaryota; Metazoa; Chordata; Mammalia; Diprotodontia; Phalangeridae. Gene Ontology annotation, cellular component: nucleus. The record is from RefSeq and is a predicted model, not a curated record. Gene Ontology annotation, biological process: DNA catabolic process.